AUGGAAAUCAGCUCAAGGCUUCAAGAAAGAGAGAGCCACCUUUCCCCUAUGAACUCUCCAACAAGCAAUGUGAGCAACUGCAUGAGCAGCAGUAACAGCAAUGGCAUCCAAAUCUCGACACCACCUCUCACUCCCAAGACCAUCCCCAGAUCUGACUCCAACCCCUACCCUACCACUUUUGUCCAGGCUGACACCUCCACUUUCAAGCAGGUAGUCCAAAUGCUAACUGGCUCAUCAGACACCACAAAACAAGCACAGGAUCCAGUGCCAACACCACCACCUCCACCAUCCAGAAACUUCAACAUCCCCCCAAUCAAGACUCCACCAAAGAAGCAGCAAGGGUUCAAGCUCUAUGAGAGGAGGAACAGCAUCAAGAACAGCCUCAUGCUCAACACCUUGAUGCCCAAUUUUGCUCACAACAACUCUCCAGGGUUCUCACCCAGAAAUAAGCCUGAGAUCCUCUCCCCUAGCUUGCUUGACUUCCCUUCCCUUGCUCUCAGCCCUGUCACCCCAUUGAAUGAUGACCCUUUUGACAAGUCCUCACCUUCAUUGGGAAAUUCAUCAGAGGAGGAAAAGGCCAUAGCUGAAAAGGGCUUCUACUUGCAUCCCUCUCCCAUGACCACUCCGAGAGACUCAGAACCACAGCUCUUGCCUUUGUUCCCACUGACCUCACCAAGAGUGUCAGAAUCUCCCUCUUGA
Molecule: messenger RNA, 699 nt
Organism: Sphenostylis stenocarpa
Lineage: Eukaryota; Viridiplantae; Streptophyta; Magnoliopsida; Fabales; Fabaceae
Source: the annotation of a GenBank genome assembly